AUGCGCUUAGGGGAACCGGCCAGCAGUAGCGUGGUGACGGCAGAGGAAUAUCCUCCUGAAGUCUGUGGAAGGACAGAACAUUGCACCUGUCUCUUGAACCUUUUUGCCACCGUUUUUCUUUUGGAUUUAUUCAUAGGCUCAACUAAUGGCUGUGAGAGAACUUCUUUUGCAUUUUUGCGCCAAGAACUUCCUGUGAGGUUUGCAAACAUACUGAGAGAAAUUGAACUUCUUCCUGACAAACUACUAGGCACUCCAUCAGUACAAUUAGUAAAGAGCUGGUACAUCCAAAGUCUAAUGGAGCUGGUUGAGUUCCAUCAGAAAAGCCCAGAUGACCAAAAAGUCUUAUCAGAUUUUAUAGAUACAUUAAUUAGAGUCCGAAACAGACAUCAUGAUGUGGUUCCUACAAUGGCGCAAGGAGUAAUUGAAUAUAAAGAUACUUUUAAAGUAGAUCCUGUCACCAAUCAAAACAUUCAGUAUUUUUUGGAUCGUUUUUACAUGAGCCGUAUUUCCACCCGGAUGCUAAUGAACCAGCACACCCUGCUUUUUGAUGAUAAAUCUGGCUCAGGGCACCCAAGGCACAUUGGAAGUAUUGAUCCUUGCUGUGAUGUCGUUGAAGUAGUGAAUGAUGCUUUUGAAAGUUCCAAGAUGUUGUGUGACCAGUAUUACUUAACAUCUCCAGAACUGAAACUUACUCAAGUGAAUGGAAAACUUCCAGGAGAGCCAAUUAACAUUGUAUAUGUUCCAUCUCAUCUUUUUCACAUGCUUUUUGAGCUCUUCAAGAAUUCAAUGAGGGCAACCGUUGAAUUCCAAGAAAACAGCCCUUCACUCUCUCCAGUUGAAGUGACAGUUGUUCUAGGACAAGAAGACCUGGCAAUUAAGAUCUCAGACAGAGGUGGUGGUGUUCCAGUAAGGAAAAUUGAGCAGCUGUUUAGCUACAUGUAUUCCACAGCACCAAGGCCGAGGAUGGAUGAUGGUCGGAAUACCCCUCUUGCUGGCUUUGGGUAUGGCUUGCCAAUUUCUCGUCUGUAUGCUAAAUACUUCCAAGGAGAUCUAAAUCUCUAUUCCAUAUGUGGUUAUGGAACAGAUGCUAUUAUCUACUUGAAGGCCCUAUCAACAGAUUCAGUAGAAAAACUCCCAGUUUUUAACAAAUCGGCUUCCAAGCAUUACCAGGCUACCUCUGAGGCGGAUGACUGGUGUGUCCCCAGCAAGGACCCAAAGAAUGUAUCAAAGCAGAGUGCAGUUCUCUGA
Eurypyga helias (sunbittern) is the source of this 1248-nucleotide messenger RNA. RefSeq names its product pyruvate dehydrogenase kinase, isozyme 4 (gene PDK4). The transcript has 10 exons. Bases 1 to 1248 code for a protein of 415 amino acids. Gene Ontology annotation, cellular component: mitochondrion. Gene Ontology annotation, biological process: regulation of glucose metabolic process; protein phosphorylation. Gene Ontology annotation, molecular function: pyruvate dehydrogenase (acetyl-transferring) kinase activity. The record is from RefSeq and is a predicted model, not a curated record. Lineage: Eukaryota; Metazoa; Chordata; Aves; Eurypygiformes; Eurypygidae.